Panicum virgatum (switchgrass) is the source of this 1422-nucleotide messenger RNA. RefSeq lists its product as uncharacterized. The transcript has 5 exons. The record is from RefSeq and is a predicted model, not a curated record. The coding region runs from base 466 to 1164 and encodes 232 amino acids. NCBI's taxonomy places the organism in Eukaryota, Viridiplantae, Streptophyta, Magnoliopsida, Poales, Poaceae.
GUAGGGCAAGGUAGUUACGCGCAGCAGUAGAAGGGGAGGCGCUUGAACGGCGCGGCGACCUCCUUCUGCUUGGCGCCGCCCCAUUCGGUCGCCCACUCCGUCCGCGUGAUGAACAUACGGUCCUUGCUGUGCUGCUUCUUCCCCAUCUCCGCCUCCCGAACUGAAACUGCACACUAUACUUCUGGUAAGACCACCGCCGGGGGUUUCGCCGGUGAUGAGGGUGAAGGCUGGCGGGCGGCUCGACGGCGGCAAGCGCGGGUUUGCAAUUGGAUCGGCAGGUUGGGGGAAGAUGCGGCUAGUUCGUCAGCGGCUCGGCGCCGUGUUGGAAUACGGCUCGAGCCGCCGCCGCUCUAGGUCGGUCCGAAACAGAUUGGGCCGGGGCCGGGGCCGGGGCCGGAAGUGUCACGCGGCCCAGCGCACGCAGCGGCGAAACGAGUCGAGUCGGCUCGAGCAGCAACAGAGAGAAUGGGCGGCGGCGGCGGCGGGAGCCCGGCAGCGAGCGGCAGCGGGAGCAGCAGCGAAGAUGACGGGGACGCCGCGUGGAAGGCGGCCAUUGACUCCAUCGCCUCCGUUGGGUUCGGCGUCCCGUCGUCCAACGGUGUGGCCAAGGCGGCCUCUGGCGGCAGCGGCGAGGCGGACACCGACGCGGAGCUGGAGCAGCCGCAUGAGGGGAAGCCACAGGCUCCUAGGCUUAAGCUUUACCAGAUCAAGGUAAGAAAUAUGUUGGAUGCUAUGUUAGAAAAAAAUAUUGAAAUAGUCAAAGCUCCUUGCUUGAACUUAACCGACCCUACGGAAACAGAAGGAGUAAUAAAGUUAUUUAAAAAAGCACCACCUGGUAUUAAAAUGGAUUCUAUGGAUAAACUGCAUGUACAACUCAAGAGACCAAGAAUUGUGCCUGGUGAAGAGGUCGAUGAAAAAUCAAAGAAGUUCAGGCAUAUGCUCCGGUCUGUUGUUGUUGAUGGCAGUGACAUCCUUGUUUCUGCAAAGAAAGCAUCCCAAAGAUCAUUGACUAGAUUAGAAGCGAGAGAAGCUGCAGCAAAGGCAAAAGCAAAGAGGGAGGAAGAAAGGGUUCAGGAAUUGAAGAAGGUUAGGGGAGAGAAAUGGCUUCCUUCUAUUGCUAGACAAAUGAAGGAAGAAAAGGCUUGGGAGCAGCGAAGGCUAUGAACUGCGGAUCAAUGGCGCUGCAUACACUGAUCUUUAACUCCAGCUAUCCUGGUGCCCUUAAGUGGCCAAAAGUACUGUGCCCUACAUUUGACGAUGUUGAUAUGAUCAAGAUAGAUUGUCAUACUGUAAAUUUUUGGUCUAAUUGAGAGUGCCUAUUUGUGUACCUUUUGCAUGCAAGUUCUGUAGCAAAGUUUGCGGUUGACAUUCCAGAAUGUAAUAUGGUAGCAAUCUCAACCCUAUUUGAAGAUGCAUUUUGUU